Calypte anna (Anna's hummingbird) is the source of this 1571-nucleotide messenger RNA. RefSeq lists its product as uncharacterized. NCBI's taxonomy places the organism in Eukaryota, Metazoa, Chordata, Aves, Apodiformes, Trochilidae. The transcript has 5 exons. Bases 82 to 744 code for a protein of 220 amino acids. The record is from RefSeq and is a predicted model, not a curated record.
UGGGUGCCCGACCUCUUGAAUGUCCUUUCCCGGACGCCUGGGUCCUUGGUCCUUUAUUUUACUUUUUAUUUGUUUAUUUUAAUGACAUUUUUUUCUCACCGCUCGGAGCGCCGCUUGCUGCAGCCGCGCGUGCGCAUCAUCGCUUCCGGAACUCCGCUAGCCAUGACUUCCUGCGACGUGAUACCGCGGUGCUUCCGGAGUCAUGGCGGCGCUGCGGGAUUUUGGCUCGCACCGUACGGAGCUGCUGGCGGGCACAGCACGGAACCGCAGAGCGGCGGGUGGGCGCCGCCUCUGGCCACUUCCUCUCGCCUCCCUCCUCUGAGGCGAGGAGAGGGGCGGAAUCGGCGGGGACGUUUCGAUCUCGGAGGCGUAUCUGCCGUUUGUACCGAGCGGCUGCUGGUCAGUCAAAGAACGCCAUGCUCAUCAGGGCAAAACGUUGAAACCUUGGCAGCUAGACCGGUCUGGUUUUUCCCUGGUUUCAGAAGCCUGCAGAGAUGGAUGGGAGCUGGUGCUGCCUUGUUGCAGAUGUUACUUGAAAGGAUUGUCAGGAAGGGGGCAACAAGGCUGCCCAUGGCUCUUGGGCUCUCAGAAUCUGAAGGUCUGCGUAGAAACCGGGAAUCUGUUAGAGAAAUCCCCAAAGAAUCAAGAUCCAGAAUCUGCGUGGUCAAGAGAGACCCUGAUUUUUUCUGUGGGAGAACUCCUCCUGGCUGGGAUAGAAACCACAACAAAUGUUUUAAGAUUUAAACUGCUUUUCCAAGAUGAUGCAGUGAUCUGUAGUGGGAGGCAAAAAGGGAAGAUUUCUAUACAUUGUUCUGCUGUAUGAUUUACCAAAUAUAGGGUAGGCAGAUGUGAAAAGCUUACUUUGUGUGCAGAUUAAGAGGUUACCAAAAGACAGAUCUGAUAAAAGUUUAGUGUGUUACUUUGUGAAUACAUUACAAUGAAGCUUUAAUAUUUAAUAUGUAGAAUAUAGUUGGAACAUAAGUUUAGUGUAGUGAUGCAGUAUAUUAGUUGGCAGAUGCAGUUAAUAAACAGUAAGCAAAUGCAAUUAAACACUAAAUGGAUAAGGUAAAUUAAAAGUGUGAAAGCAUCAUUAAGAAUCUGUGUCUUAAGUGGUGGUGUAUCUGUGUGGGGUUUAACGGCUGAGGUACAAUUUCUGUUUAUCCUGAAGUGCCUCACUUCACACUAGACUUAUGUCCUCUACGCAGGUGUCUGUGCUUUCAGAGAAAUGAAAAAAGGUCUGCUUGAAUCCAAGUCUUCGCAGCCUGGCCUGGCUCACAGGCAGUGUUGGUACCUUAAAACCAGGGCAUCUUUCUUCUCUAUUAUGACCUGACCAGGAUGCCGGUUUACACUGAAGACGAAAACAAAAAACAGUUUUGUGGUUUUGUGUCUCCUCUGCAUCAGCCAGUUGUGGGGAGAUCUGCUCAGGUAAAGUCACCCUCUGCUCUCGGAUCUUGGGAGAUAGUGAGUUCCCGGAUUUGGCUCCAAAAUCAUCUCUGGAUAAAAGCUAAGCAUACUGUGACCUUACAUUUAUUGAGACUUUCUCUGUCCAAACUUUACAACAUACACCUAUA